Achroia grisella is the source of this 2757-nucleotide messenger RNA. It is a transcript of the gene CycB, whose product is annotated as G2/mitotic-specific cyclin-B2. The record is from RefSeq and is a predicted model, not a curated record. The transcript is spliced from 7 exons. Gene Ontology annotation, cellular component: cyclin-dependent protein kinase holoenzyme complex; nucleus; cytoplasm. Gene Ontology annotation, biological process: regulation of cyclin-dependent protein serine/threonine kinase activity; mitotic cell cycle phase transition. Bases 182 to 1723 code for a protein of 513 amino acids. Gene Ontology annotation, molecular function: cyclin-dependent protein serine/threonine kinase regulator activity. Lineage: Eukaryota; Metazoa; Arthropoda; Insecta; Lepidoptera; Pyralidae.
UUUAAAAUUGAACGCUUGUUACCAAUCGCGCUUUGAAGAAACGAAAUUUACGACUCGUAUUUUACAUGGACGACUAAGUCUGUGAUUAUUGACACCAAGAGUUUCAAUCUUUACGUGUCGGUAAUUGAAUGUUACAAAGCUUAAUUUUUCAUCAGAUUUUAAUAUAUAUUUGCAAGCAACUAUGGAUAUUCACGUGCGACGGCUGAAAUCGGCGCUGAUUGUUGACCAGGAAAAUGGGUAUGUUAAUAAAGGUAAAGUCGCUAUGGCUUUACCAAGCAGACGUCAGGAUGUUGGUGGGCGGGGUGUUUUGGGAGAACUCGACCAUAAUAUACAAGCUCAGCGUGAGAACAAUAAAGGAAAAGUUGCUGUCACUGCUGCUGAAUUUGAGAAAAAAGCUGUUGUAAAUCGAGGCCAGACUCGUAACUACAGUCAUGUCCAGUCAAAAGUGGAUACUGGGCUUCCUAGCAAGAAUGUGUCUGUUCAGCAACUAUCAAAACCAUUACUGCGACGAGAGGAGAGCACUGCCAGCCUUGCUACUAGAGCUGUUGCUCGUACUAGGGCUGUCCUGAAAGAAAACAUUUACAGGCAACCUGAAUCAAAGGAUAGCAAUAUUAUAAUCCAAACAAAGAAGACUACACAGACAACCAAGCGGACGGCUAAGCUACCCACGUUGAAAGAGAAUACCAAGGAAACUAGAUCAUUGAAACCUGUUCUCAAAGAAUCUACUGAAUCGUUAGGAAAACUUAAGUUGGUUGAGACCACAUUGUCUGAGCAAAGUACUGUAAUAAGUAGUAGUAAUCUACAAAAUAAAGGACUAAUGUUUGAGAAUACCUUUGCAUGUCCUUCACCAAGACUUCCCGCUGACAUUGAAGAUAUUGAUGCUCGAGACAAUAACAGUCCACUUCUCAUGUCUAUUUACAUCAAAGAUAUAUAUAAUUACUUGACGCAACUUGAAGAGAAGUACCCAAUUGAACCUGACCACUUGAAGAUACAGACUGUGAUCACUGCUAAGAUGAGGGCGACAUUAAUAGACUGGCUGGUGGAGGUCCAACGUCAAUUUUCACUUGUAUUAGAAACAUUGCAUCUAACUGUGGGAAUAAUUGACAGAUAUUUGCAGGUUGUGCCAAAUGUGCAGCGUGACCGGCUGCAGCUAGUUGGGGUCACAGCAAUGUUUAUUGCCAGCAAAUAUGAAGAAAUCUAUGCGCCGGAUGUUGGAGACUUUGUAUAUGUCACUGCUAAUGCAUACAGCAAAUCUGAUGUAUUUAAAUGUGAAAGGGAUAUAAUGACCAAACUAGGUUUCUGUUUAGCUAGACCCAUUCCACUUAGCUUCCUAAGAAGAUUCGUCAAAGCAGCGCAUGGGACGUCGAAGAAUCACCACUUAGCGAAAUAUUUUGUCGACUUGUGCCUUCUAGAGUACUCGAUGGCUCAUUACAGACCUUCGGAACUUGCGGCUGCAGCUACUUGUCUAUCGCUGUAUUUGUUGUCAAGCAAAGAGCUGGAUAAUGUUUGGACCCCAACUCUGGUGUAUUACUCUACUUACUCACUUGGACACAUUGACCCAAUAAUGAGGAAAAUGGCAAGGAUAGUUAUAAAUGUUGAAAAUUCUAAUUUUAAGGCGGUAUAUAAUAAGUAUUUGGAUACGACGCUAGCUAAGGUAUCUAGCUUACCGCAGCUCAAAGGUGAAUUAAUUUAUGAAUUAGCAAAAUUGUCAUCAGAUUCUUAAGACCGUAAUAUUAUAGUUGUUAUUAUGUAAUGUUAAAAUCUGUGAACUUGUAACGCAUCGUUUAUUGUAUCCAAUGUUAUUUUUUGCGUUUCUGACUUCGGACUGAACUUUGUAUAAGAUUUGUUUUAGGUACCUGUUUUGAUUUAUUAAUAGUAGUUUUAAUUUUAGAUAUAAUUUAUACCUAUGUUUAUGUGAUAUUGAAUAUGUAAACUAUCUAUGUAUCCAGUUCGUAAUUGACGUUAUUAUUAAUGAUAUAAUUAUAUAAAAUGUAACUGUAUCUUUGUAUGUAAUAUUAUUCAUUCAGACUUAAAUCUCAUUUACUUGUACAUAAAUUGGUUAUUAUAUCAACAUUUUAAUUGAUAUUGUAUUUAAAUCCAAGACUAAUCUGGAUUGCUUUAACUAUAAUGAAUGUUGUGUAAACUUAUUGCCAAAUAUUUCCCGUAAGUAUUUUUUAUGGAAUAUAUUUUUAUUAUUUCAGAAUGAUGAGAGUAUUGUAACGCUUAAUGAAACUCUUAGCUGGUAUGAAAUGUAAAUUUUAAUAUGUAAUUAAUAUAUGCUUGACGGAUUCUCCUAGUGUGAAUUUCUUUUGUAGGCAAGAUCUAUAUGAUGUUUGUAAUUUUAAAGAUUUUCUGAUUAAAUGUAGUUUUGAUCGUAAAGUUUUGAAAAUAAAAUGUGAUUGACAACAUUGCCUUUUUUAUAAAAUCUUCUAAAAAUAUACCUUAAGUACUGAAAAUAUAGGUACUAAAAGAUGAUUUGGUUAAAAUAUCCAUAUCCGCAUUAUCAAAGUCGUUAAAAUGUCAAUUACAUAAAAAGGGCAAGUAAGUGUAUUCUGCAAGAUAGUGUAGUAUUCAUAUACAGUAUUAUUGCAAGUUUUAUCUCUGUCAUUAAUUAUUUUGAUUCACAUAAUUUUUUUAAUUGUUUAAUUAUAUCUGUAUAUAACAGAUGAAAUCAAAAACUGUUUAGACUGGGUUAUAAUAUUUUAUAGUUUGGGCACCAAGUAGCAAAUUAUUACGCUGUAUAUAUGUAACUUGACU